This is a messenger RNA of Pecten maximus, 3415 nucleotides long. Its product is annotated as ankyrin repeat domain-containing protein 53-like. Gene Ontology annotation, cellular component: spindle pole. The transcript has 4 exons. The record is from RefSeq and is a predicted model, not a curated record. Gene Ontology annotation, molecular function: protein binding. Bases 113 to 1780 code for a protein of 555 amino acids. Gene Ontology annotation, biological process: regulation of mitotic spindle organization; positive regulation of microtubule polymerization; regulation of mitotic cytokinesis. Lineage: Eukaryota; Metazoa; Mollusca; Bivalvia; Pectinida; Pectinidae.
AUUAGCCUAUGUCAACAACAUGGCGUAGUCCUAACAGGUGCUCUUCACUUGGUAGCUAGGGAGUUAAUUAUGCUCAUGUGUCCUGUCGGUUAAAUCUCAAUCCACUACAAGGAUGCCUGACGUUGGCAAGUCCUCUAUGGCGAGUCCAGGGACAGAAACUGACCGGUACCAGCGUAAACGUCGACCAAGGGCGGGAGGUAAUGACAAGAAGAUCGCUGACGACGAGUUUAUGGCAGCUGCUAUAGGCGAUGUUGAAUGGCUGAAACAAAGUCUACGUGACGCCCGGGGGCAAAUCAACUUUGACAAAAACGGUCUGACAUCACUGCAUCUCGCGGCCAUCCAUGGUCGACUGGAAUGUCUUCGACUACUUAUUGAGAAAUACAAAUUUGACAUCAACCUGCCCAGUACGACCGGCUGGAGAGCUGCUCAUCUGUGCAUCAGCAACCAGACAGGAAAAAGGGCGCUUCAGUGUCUCUCAUACCUCCUCAGUAAAAAGGCCGACGCUUCCGUGGCCAACAAUGACGGUAUUACACCUGUCCACCAGGCGGCGUCUGAAGGUCACGUGCAGUGUCUUAAGGAGCUAAUUGACAUAGGGGCUGCCAUCACAGGAAAGGACUGUAGAGGCCACACCCCUCUCGACCUGGCCAAACUUUGGGGACAUAAGAAAUGUGCUAGAAUAUUGGCCGCAGAGAGUUGGCACCAAGGAAAGGACCACGUGGCUAAGGAGAUGGACUACCUCAAGAAACUGAAAAUGCAACAAGUCAUGAAGGAGAUGGAAGACGACGAAGAGAAGCGCGCAGCCCAAGAAUUCUAUGGAGAGAAGGCUUAUCAAGAAUGGUUACACAAACAGAAACUUCCCCCACAAAAUACGGGUCCCAAGGGGAGGGACAGGACAGAAAAACCGACAAAACCAGCAGGCGAGUCGCUGCACAAACCUAACAGCAAGGUCCAGCGGCCUGAUAAUGCUUCGUCGGGAAAAUCCGUAAAAUCAUCUAUCAAGCGUCAAGGGUCAUCUGCGACAACAAACGUGCACGUUGCUUUCCGAACUCAAAGAACACCAAGCCCAGUGGAACGUCGACCGACAACAUUUUCCCAUUACGAUGACGACUUAAAUAUCCAUGAACGAAAAGACGAAACCGAAGGUCAGAAGGCAAGGUUACGAACACCGCCGUACAUAAAUCCGGAGAAAUGGAAAAUACCACUGAAAGUUCCUAAAAACGAAUAUAUUGUGAACCUAAAGGACGACUACCCUCGUGACCCGUUCACACGAAUGCCAAAACUUAAGUCGGCCCCAAUGUAUUAUACCGGAAAGCAUGCACCCAGUAUAUACGUCACGGACGAUAACGCGAAAACCCGGAAGUUAAAAGUGAAGGUACGUGACGUAGACCUUCCCAAUGACGUAGUCGACAAAGUAUUAAUGGAUGACCCCAGUCGGACAGAACGACCUGUCUUAUUCAAAUCCAUCCACAUGAGUGAUGUGACUAAGAAGAAAAAGUACGAACUUGAAGAGAGAGGACGUAGUGAAGUCAGUUUGCAUAUAUGUGACGAUUUUAAAUCUUUGUUAUUCCAAGAAAGUCUCCAAAGAGCAAAUUCUUUUCACUGUGAUUCUUCUUCAUCAUCAUCUAAGACCCCUGUGUCCGGGGGUCGGAAAUGGUCGAGCGCCAGAGUGCCCCGGGAAAGAGUAGUGAAUGCUUUCUUGAACAUGAACGAACCUAGACAUUACCCUAACAUUAAGGGCGAAGAGUAUGACAUCAAUUUCGGAGAAGUUUCAAUUAUUUGAAGUUAACUUGCGUGAUUAGCGAUGAACCAGACAAGAACACAUUACAAAGGGAGAUAAGCGUGACCCAUAUUGUGAACUCUUAAUUCCAGGUAUUGAAUGAUUGUAGGUACAAUGUGGCUUACUUUCAAUACGGACCAAGUCCAUUUUUCAACAUUUCUCUUUGAAAUAUUUAAAUCGUAUAAUCUUAUUUAUUUGUUGCUUUCCACAUCAAGGUCCUAACCUGCAUUUCGACAAAAUAAUCGAGUGUGAUUUAAAUCCAUAUUCUGUAUCCAGAACGUUUUAUAACAUAAUUAAAGAUGUCAAUGUAGACAUCAAUGUCUUUACCCAACUGGUGAAAAUGUCCCACAGUAGAUGUUUGGUUAUAAAUUGUUGAGACGAAUGUCCUAUUUAGAGUUACCAUAAGAGUAGUGUAAUGUAAACGCUGGCAGCGUACCAAACAUAUCACCCAGGGGACCAAAGAUGUGGGGACAUUGUGACCUCAUCACAUGUGAUCUGUCGUGAGGCAUUCGUCCUCGAGUCUGUUAAACGUGUCCCGAGGGGAUGGUAUGUACUUUUGGUCACAGGUAACCACAUUCGUUUUCCAUUUUGGUCGAUUUAUUCGUUAGCACAUCUCCUGCUUUAGGCCCCGCCAUUUAUCUUUCUGGGUAAAUUGGUUUAUAUGCUUACUCAGUAUAACCCGGUUUGUUCAUAUCCUUCUGAUACAUUAUAAGUAGUAAUGUCUACUUCCGCGUGUCAUUAACGGGCACUGCUGUUUUGUCGUUAUGCGGUGUUAGAUUUUAGCACUUCGCACAAUGGGAGUUUAGCUUUAUCACAAAUUUGUUAUAUAUCUUAUAUAUCACUGCUUUGAAUCAAAAUUGACAUUUCCCGCACUGGUUUCGGUCAUGCGUUUUCGACGUAGAGCAGGAACGGACUUACGAAUCUCAGUAACAGAAAACCUCGUUAUCUCCAGCUCUGAUAACUCGAGACACUGCUUAACUCGAAGUAAAAAAAUCAAUUCCGACAGUAAAACUUGCGUAAAAAUCAUGCUCCGUUACCUAAAAAAUAACUGGGAUAUUUCGAUUUUUUCAUACCCCCCUCCCCGCUUUCGAGAUAACGAGGUUCGUCUGUAUUAUUUUUAUCAUCAAACUAUUUAACCUUUUGUGUAUUUUUAAAACUAAAAUGGAGAUUCCAUAUUCCCUUUCAUGAUCUCAGUCAGAAUUUACUAUCAGCAUUAUUCUUUUAGCAUAUAUACAAUCUAGUAUUCUGUGUACAGUAUUACAUUGUGCAUUCUUAACACUGCAGUUAUAACAGUUUUAGAAGGAAGCAAUUACACGAGCUUUGUUGAUUUGUAAUAGGCUUUUCAUUGUCUGUUCAAAUGGAUUUCAAAGAAUAUUGGGUGACAAUAGGCAAUCAGCUCUGUGGAAAAUAAUGCCGCUACACGUUAUUCUCUAGUGGUACAUAUUAUGGGAUUCUGUAAUUCCGGGACUGAUUUCGGAGAAGAGUGUUUCCAAUGUUGUCAGCAUACCGGAAGGAACUUGAACUUCCGGUACUGUACUUCAGUAAAUAUCAUAUGAUGCUUGUGUAUGAAUACGGUGCUUAGAAAUCUCAUACUGCUGAUAACUAUAUAGUUCAAUAAAGCCUUUAUAUUAUUUUCAA